Molecule: messenger RNA, 1424 nt
Organism: Pecten maximus
Lineage: Eukaryota; Metazoa; Mollusca; Bivalvia; Pectinida; Pectinidae
Product: ketohexokinase-like
Exons: 8
Coding region: 345-1253 (302 amino acids)
Biological process (GO): fructose metabolic process
Molecular function (GO): ketohexokinase activity
Source: RefSeq, a predicted model, not a curated record
CCGGUGUUAGAAGAGCAAUAAGUUCGAAGUGUGGAAGGUGACACAUGGCGAGGACGAUAUGAACGCAAAAAAUUAGGUCGCCUUUGACUAUCUCCAGUUAGUACUGAUAAACCAGGCAUGAGUGACACUACAGGUAAAUCAAACUAACUAUCUGUAAGCCCCGGCGACUGGUUAUCCUCUGAAAACCGAAAGUAGAACACUUAUAUUGUACAAUGGAGUCUAAAACUGACCAAAAGAAGGUGUUGAGCAUUGGGAUGGUGUGCCUGGACAUUGUGACAGUGUGUCAUACCUACCCAAAAGAAGACACAGACCAAAGGUAAACGCCCAGUGGACCAGAUAUAAGUAUGAAAAGGGUUCUCACUGUUGGACUAGCUUGUCUUGACCUGGUAGCCACUUGUGAGACUUUCCCAAAGGAGGACACAGGACAAAUAGUACUAGACUACUACUGGCAGAGAGGAGGAAAUGCCUCCACAACAAGUACAGUACUGGCCAUGCUCGGGGAGAGGUCAGAGUUCAUGGGAGCCAUGGCAACAGAUGUAGAAAGCAAAUUUCUUACAGAAAAUCUAAAGAGUUACGGGGUUAGUCAUGACAACGCAAUGGUGUGUGGGCCUGACAUCAAGACUCCCGUAUCCAUGGUAAUCAUAAACCAGUCAAAUGGAUCAAGGACUAUUCUGCACUGUGCCAAAAAUUUACCAGAGGUAUCUUUUAGCCAUUUUCAAACCUUAGAUCUAUCACAGUACAAAUGGAUCCACGUUGAGGGGAGGCCAGCCCCAGACGCCUACAAUCAGAUCAUGUGUAGUGUGGUGGAGUACAAUGAUACAGUCGUCGAAAAGAUCACAAUCUCACUGGAACUCGAGAAACCUGGACGUCCUGAGCUGGAUUCUCUCAUACAGUACGCUGAUGUAGUAUUUAUCUCAAAAGAAAAGGCUGAUGAGGAACGCUUGUAUUCUAAAGAAGAUGUCGUCCGUGCCUACAUCAAAAGAUGCAAAGCUGGGGCUGUCGUGAUCUGUGCGUGGGGUGACCAGGGUGCUGCAGCUCUCAGUAGUACAGAUGGUGUCCUGUGUACGAGUCCCGUAUUUCCCCCGGAAACACUGGUGGACACUCUCGGAGCCGGCGACACAUUUAAUGCUGCUACCAUCUUUGCUCUGUGUCAAGGUCGAAGUGUACAGGAGGCGAUAACUCUUGGAUGUAAAGUAGCGGGGACAAAGUGUGGAAUGAAAGGCAACAAAGGACUCAAAGAUAUAAUAUGGUAGUAGAGUAGGGUUAAAUUAUGUAUGAUAUACAUUGAUGCUGGUAAAACUAGUUCAGUCAGUGGAGAGAUACCGAUAUCUUUAAUAAGUAAUGAAUUAUUUACUUUGCUCUGUCACUUCAUUAUAAUUGAUUCAUAAUAAAUAUAGGAGUAGUCAGGACAUGCAUUGUCCAAA